UCUAAAAACAACCGGUGGUAUGGUCGUGCAAGUGUUUGCAGCGUAACGAACAUCGUCACUAAUAUGUGGCCACGACGGUAAAAAAUAAAUUUUUUAUUGCAUUUAAGAAAUCUGUGUUUAGUGACAAUGUGUUUUUGUAAAAAAAACGAUAGCGAUGGAAACGGAAUCCAACUGUAAGUACUACGUAACUAAGUGUUUGGGCCUGAGUGGUUCAAAAAAACCCGAAUGUGUGUACGACGUCCGAACCGGUAACGUACAAAACCACAAUGGCGAUGGCCCAAAAUCGUUUUUUCGUGUUUUUUACAAAUCGCGUGAAAGAGGUCUAAAGGGCGUAAAUGGCCGCACUUCGAAUAAACCCCGCGAAUCGUACACGCCGUCAUUGGAAGAUGAACAGUUAGCCGGUGUAACGAUCUCUCGUGCUGACAAUAAUCGAAACCGUUCGUUAGAAGAUGAUACUGUUGAGGAUAUCGAAAAAAAAUUUUUGGGCUUCCGUAACGUGUUUGAAAAGUGUAAGGUGAAAAAAGGGGCUAACAAAAAAAAACCUACUCUCUUCAACGUUAGCUCGGGGCUUAGGUUUACUCUAGUAGCCAAUUCAAUAUUCUUGGAUGGUGAGAAUCGUGCAGGAACAUCAAAACAGUCCGGUAUCAAGGAAACUACAGCUGAAGAUGAACUAUGCGCAAGGGUAGAAGACUCUGCAAACAAUAGUUGCCCUAAAGACGUGGCGGACAAGGUUAACUCGUGGAUCGACAAAAAUGAUUACGGCAGUGCAGAAUGCGUUCACAGUGGAGAAGAAGAGGAUGACGAUUGUGUGCCAGUUCAAAAUCCUGAACAAGUUUCUUUCCAAGUAAACAGCGAUUUAUCGGAAGACGAAGCGUCAACGGCAUUCGCACUGGAGGAUCAACUAGUCAGAGUGUUAGAAAAAAAUACUGAGCUUACCAUACAGAAUACAGAUCUACAUAAACAAGUUUUACAACUUCAACAUGCCGCAGGAAACUCACAUCAGGUAAAAAAAGGUUCCGGGCUGAGCUCGGCAUCAGCCCGGGGAAAUUUGGAUCAUGAAAUCGAUGAAAUUCUUAAACUCAUGCAAGAUGCGUCCGACAAAAAGAGAUCGUUGGAAAAAGAACAUAAAGAAUGCAUAAAUCAACUUCAAGAAAAACAAAAAGUGCUUCAGACUAAAUUAUCAAAUAUUAAUUAUGCAGAAAAAACUAGGCUGUGCGAACAUAUUGAAUCAUUACAAUCAAAAAUUAGGGAAUUUGAAAAGAAAAUGGAAUUGGAAAAUGUACGCCAAGAAGAAUUACAGUUAGAAUUAGAACAUCAUAAAAAGACUGCUAUUAAAUCGACAUACAAAAAUACUGACUUGUCACUUAAUUCACCAGCGGAAUCAACAACUUCUAGUAGCGAUCCAAAAUAUAGUUCACUAAAUCAUUCAUCAUUGCCCGCAUCAUUAGAACGAACGUAUUCUAUUGAACAAUUAAGACAACAUAGGAUACAAUCAGCAGGGGACGUCUUAGACACAACCAAUACAAACAAAUCAACAUUAAUCGGUAGAGCAUCCACGUUACCAUCAGAAAUAGACCGAAUAAUGGCAAAAAUUGACCAAGAUAAUCGGGUAUUGGCUGAACUAGAUAAAACAAGAUCGACAAUAGUUGCUGGGGGUCACGGGCAAACUGCAUUGCAACAUAAAGUCAAAAUAAAAAGCGAUAAAACGGAUUCAAACACGGCACCGCUUCGGUCGUGCUUGAAAAAACGCAGUUUACCAAGUACUAGUAACUUGUUAACAUCUGUUCCAAAUUCGAUUCAAGUACAAGAGGCUAACUAUGCUCUAAGUUCUGCACCACAAUCAAUGAAUUAUCCAUACUCUGAGCUUUAUCGUAUGGCCUCUGGUCAUCUUACACAGACAUAUCAACCAUUAACUAUUGGCACGUCGGUGUUGCCAUCUGUUGGACCUUUAACUACCACAACUCCAGCACUUGAAACGGUCAUGUUAGCUACAGGUCAACAAUCUAGAUUAACUCCUAAAGGACGAAUUAUGCCUGCUAUACCCAGUAUAAUAAACGCUCAACAGGAUAUUGAUUAUCAAAAUAAUAUUAUAAACGACGCUCUUGCUUUAAACAUGGAUUCAGCAAAACGCUUAGGGGAAAGACGAAUGCCUGAUAUGUUGGAUAUUCCUGGUAAAGGACAAUGUUACGUGUAUUGCGCUAGGUUUACUUACGAUCCUUUUUACUGUUCUCCUAAUGAAAACUUUGAAGAAGAGCUUCCAAUCACAGCCGGUGAUUAUAUCUUAGUUUGGGGAAAUAAAGAUGAAGACGGAUUCUUUGAUGGUGAACUAUUAGAUGGUAGACGAGGAUUAGUACCCUCAAAUUACGUUCAACAACUAUAUGGUAGAGAUUUAGAGGAAUUUUAUCAAUCAAUGGUAGUAAGACUAAGAGAAUGUGAUGAUAGCGCUACAACUACAGUGCCACAAAACAUCGAAUACAUGCUUCCAGACGAGCAAUUAAAAAGACUAGCUCAACAAGAAUACAAUAAUAUGUUGGAUGACUACCAAGAGGAUGACAAUGUGGAUGAUGAUGACAUGUUCUUCUCGCUGCUAGUACCGGCCCCGAAGCAGUUAACAUUGGAAAGACAAUUGAACAAAAGUGUACUUAUUGGAUGGAAUGCACCUUCGCCUGAAGAAGGAUGUUUACCGGAAUCAUAUCACGUGUAUGUUGAUGGUAAUUUGAAAACAACAAUCAAGGCCACCGAAAGAACUAGAGCAUUAGUCGAAGGAGUAGAUUCUAAUAAGCCUCAUAGAAUUAGUGUACGAUCUGUGACGGCUAAUAGAAGAACAUCGAGAGAUGCAGCUUGUACAAUGGUUAUUGGUAAAGAAAAAGAACUGCCAUUAAGACCAUCUCACGUAAAAGCAAGUCAAGUAACUUCCACGUCAGCUGUUAUAUCCUGGCUGCCUAGCAAUAGUAAUUUUCAGCAUGUUGUUUGUGUAAAUAACGUCGAGCUCAGAACUGUUAAGCCUGGAGUUUACAAGCACACAAUAACAGGUUUGGUGCCCAACACUCUGUACAGGGUUACUGUCAGUGCUAAAACAUUACGUGCACCAACAUUUGAUCAAAAAAGGACGACUACUUCUAUGGAGAAAUUUUCGACUCACAUAAAUUUUAAAACACUUCCCAAAGGCUGCAAAGGAUUACCAGAUCCUCCGUCAGAAAUACAAGUCGAAUCAGGUCCUCAAGAUGGAACUCUGUUAGUAACAUGGUUACCCGUGACUACAGCAUUGAGUGAUCCAUCUAAUCGAGGUUACAUUACUGGAUACGCUGUGUAUGCUGAUGGUAAAAAAGUGUCUGAUAUUGACAGUCCUACAGGAGACCAUGCUUUAAUUGACAUUACACAGAUACUUAGCCUUAAUCCUAGACAGGUGACUGUACGCACAAAAUCAAUAGAUAAUCAGUCACCAGAUAGUAUCCCAGUACCAAUUCCUGGAGCAAAAAAUAAAUCUCCACACCACCAUCAUCACCAUCAUAAGGAGGAAGAUAAAAGAAUGAAGUAUGGAUCAGCAGUUCCUAGUCAUAUGAGACCACAGAGAAAUGCUUAUGGACAAGUUAUUGUGGAUACUGAAACGGAAAAUCUUAGUGACAAAGAAAUUUUUCCUGGUCAAAUGAGUAUACCAUCAAUAGAAGUGACAAAAGAAUUUUCUGGAGAAGGAAAUUACAGCGAAGAAGAAUUUAUUGAAAAUGGUCGAGGAGCUAGACGGACACCUUCUACACACCCCCAUAGACCAGCAGCGCCUACUCCACGUUCUAAGUCUCAACAUCAUACUCGUCAUCAUUAUGAUGAAAGGGAACCAUCAUAUUACCAAAAUGAAAAACCCAUAGAACCUAAAAUGAAACACGGAACUGUUACUGUUAGUAAUAGUGGUGUUGAUCAGCGAGCAUACAGAGGACGAAAUACAGACCCUAGACAAGCUGGAUAUCAAAAAACAUCAAGAGAUAAACGACCUAGAUGGGUUGUAGCUAUUUAUGAUUAUGAUCCAACCACUAUGUCUCCUAACCCUGAUGUUUGCGAUGAAGAACUACCAUUUAAAGAAGGAGAACAUAUUAAGAUUUAUGGAGAUAAAGACCCUGAUGGAUUUUAUUGGGGUGAGAGCAGAGGAAGAUUUGGAUAUGUUCCUCAUAAUAUGGUCAUGGAAUUAUCCGAUGUUCAAAAGGGUCCAGAUAAUAGAGGUAGAAAAGAUGAUCGUUGGAUUGAUCCCUACUCGGGUCCUGUAAAAAAAAUGGUGGCACUGUAUGAUUAUGAUCCUACAGAAAACUCACCUAAUGUUGAUGGAGACCAAGUUGAACUUCACUUUAAAAUGGGUCAAACUAUAUUUAUAUAUGGUGAUAUGGACGAUGAUGGUUUCUAUCGGGGUGAAUGUAAUGGUAUUAGAGGUUUGGUACCCUCCAAUUUUUUAAUGGAAGUAGGUGCUGAUUAUGGCCCUGAAGAUACAGUUGGCUCCCAACAGUCUAAAAAUCAAAUAAGACCUUCGCAGCAUCAUCAUCAGCAACAAAUUCAACAACAACAAGAUAUUAGAGGUCAUGGACCAGGAGCUCGUGGUCCUCCCCCUCCCCCACGUGGUAUUGACCAGCCACUUAAACGAAAAGAUGCCUGCCUUCCGCAAUAUGAUUAUCACCAGAUGUCAGCGGUGGAAGCGAGGGAGAGAGGAGAUCCGUACGAGAGGAGAGAUGGUAGAGACGGGUUGACAGGCUAUGGCCCGUCGCAAACAGGCCAACAGAAUAGUACAUCGGGUAAACUGUUCAAAGGCCUAGCGAAUGUUGUGCCUGACUUUGGCUUAGGCAACCGUUCGCAUGAUAAUCAACAACAUCAACAGCAUCAGCAGCCAGCUGGUGGAACAUCUAGCUUCAUGCAGAAACUCAACGACCUCACACAUCAUAACAACGCCAAUCAACCAACAAACGCGCAGCAACAUCAACAACAACAACAACAGCCCGGUGUAGACAAUAUUCUAUCCAAAGGCAAAGAACUUAUUUUUAUGAAGUUCGGUCUAGGAAAAUGAUGUUUAAUGACGACUAUUAACGCGGUAGCGUUCGACGACGGUACUCACACUACCACAACCACGGUGA
Molecule: messenger RNA, 5108 nt
Organism: Daktulosphaira vitifoliae (grape phylloxera)
Lineage: Eukaryota; Metazoa; Arthropoda; Insecta; Hemiptera; Phylloxeridae
Gene: Rbp
Product: peripheral-type benzodiazepine receptor-associated protein 1
Exons: 30
Coding region: 155-5041 (1628 amino acids)
Biological process (GO): neuromuscular synaptic transmission
Molecular function (GO): protein binding
Source: RefSeq, a predicted model, not a curated record